Salvia splendens (bonfire salvia) is the source of this 1178-nucleotide messenger RNA. Its product is annotated as NAC domain-containing protein 83. Gene Ontology annotation, biological process: regulation of DNA-templated transcription. The transcript has 2 exons. The coding region runs from base 366 to 1070 and encodes 234 amino acids. Gene Ontology annotation, molecular function: DNA binding. The record is from RefSeq and is a predicted model, not a curated record. Lineage: Eukaryota; Viridiplantae; Streptophyta; Magnoliopsida; Lamiales; Lamiaceae.
GAGGUAGCAAGAAAUGUGAAAGCUUUUGGAAGAGGAAAACAAGCCAUGUUAUUGUGUUGGUCCAACUUUUGUUUAUUGUAUGCGUCAAAGUAAGGGAUAGUGUGUGAGAUUGAGUCUUGUUCACGCCAUUUGCUUCCCUCACUCUAUUUUAUUCCCUUCAAAUCCCCCCAUUACGGACUACUACUGUAUAAAACUACCCCAACUUUCCCCCUUCUUCUUCUUAUCUCUCUCUUCUUCCUCCUCUUCUACUUUCUUAUUUAUUGCAUGUGCGUGGUUGCAUAUAUUCUCACUUUUCACGACUUAUAAGAGGACCAUUUUCAACAGCACACACCACUAAGAUCAAACACCAUUUCCUAGUGAUAGAUAUGGAGAAAGUUAGCCUCAUAAAAAAUGGGGUGUUGAGAUUGCCACCUGGGUUUAGGUUCCACCCCACAGAUGAAGAGCUCGUGGUACAAUACUUGAAGCCCAAAGUCCACUCCUAUCCCGUUCCCGCCUCCAUCAUCGCCCAUGUCGAUGUCUGCAAGGCCGACCCCUGGGAUUUGCCAGGCAAUUCGGAGCAGGAGAGGUAUUUCUUCAGCACAAAAGAAGUCAAGUAUCCCAACGGAAACCGGUCGAACCGGGCCACCGUCUCCGGGUACUGGAAAGCAACCGGUUUGGACAAGCAAAUCGUGAGCACGAGGACCCACCAGGUCGUCGGGAUGAAGAAAACCCUUGUCUUCUACACCGGUAAGCCGCCAAAGGGCUGCCGAACUGAUUGGAUCAUGCAUGAAUACCGCCUCCCGCCGCCCAAGCUCAGUCUCUCCCCUCCACGCUCCAAUCAGCCACACGAAAGCUGGGUUCUCUGCCGGAUAUUUUUUAAGAGAAGGGGGGGCAACAACAACAAGGCCGGCAGCGGCGAUGACACUCCAGCGCCAGUAUUCUACGACUUCAUGGGGAAAGAGAAGGCGAACACUAGCUCCGGAUCGAGCGGGAUCACGCAGCUUUCUUCUUCGGAGGUUGAAGAAGAGAGCAGUUGUUGCAAUAGUUUUCCCUCCACUUUUAAAAGGAAACACCCUUCUACUUCUAAUUAAGUGUGCUAUACUAAACCUUAGAUUUUCCCAAUAUUUCUUUUUUAAAUCAAAUAACCAUCAUCAUCAUCAUCAUCAUUAAUGCUAUUGCUAUUGCUUUGCUUUCUUGCA